UCUUAGUUCAGUUAACAAGUUUUUUUUUUCCAUUAAAAAUGGCGGUGACUUCGGUGUUACUCUAUGUGAUUAUAGCCAUAGUAUCGCUGGCAUUGUAUUUUAUUAAACGCAAUUUAAAUUACUGGAAAGAUCAGGGCAUACCUCAUGAAGAACCCCAUUUGAUAAUGGGUAACUUUAGAGGUCUGCGCACCAAAUAUCAAGUGGGUGAAAUUAUUGCCAAUUAUUAUAAAAAAUUUAAAGGCACUGGCCCAUUUGCUGGUAUUCACAUUGUGCAGCGACCUGGUGUGGUGCUGCUGGAUAAGGAACUCAUUAAAAAUGUGUUGAUAAAGGAUUUCAAUAAUUUUGUUAAUCGUGGCAUGUACUACAAUGAGAAAAAUGAUCCCUUAACGGGCAACUUGUUCUUUAUGGAUGGCCAGUUGUGGAGAAUUUUGAGAAAUAAAUUAUCACCCACCUUUACCUCGGGUAAAAUGAAAUACAUGUACCCCACCAUUCUGGCUGAGGCUGAGAAAUUUAUGCAAGUUUUAAAGGAGAAAGUAAAUGAGGAUCCUAUUGUGGAUGUGCGCGAUAUGUUGGGCCGUUUCACCACCGAUGUCAUAAGCAGUUGUGCUUUUGGCAUUGAGGUCAAUAGCUUGAGAAAUCCACAGUCGGAUUUUCCCAGAUUGGGCAGAAAAUUAACAGAGCAGCCGCGCCAUAAUGCCUUGAUAAUGGCCUUCAUUGAUGGUUUUCCCAAUUUGUCGCGUAAGCUGGGCAUGCGCAUAGUACCCGAAGAUGUGCAUCAGUUUUUCAUGAAAACCAUAACGGAAACCAUAGCCUAUAGAGAGAAACAUAAGAUAGAAAGAAAAGAUUUCCUAAAUCUCUUACUUGAUAUUAAGAAUAAUGAAAAUGAAAAAUUAUCCAGUCUAAGCAUAGGGGAAAUGUGUGCCCAGGUAUUUGUGUUCUUUUUGGGAGGCUUUGAAACUUCCUCGUCCACCAUGUCGUUUGCUUUAUGCGAAUUGGCUUUGAAUACACAUUUGCAAGAGCGUUUAAGGGAAGAGGUAAAUGAGGCCUAUGAAACUCAUAAAGGAUUUAACUAUGAAAAUCUUAAGAAUAUGACCUAUUUGGAUCAAGUGUUGUCAGAAACCCUACGCAAAUACCCCAUAGUGGCUCAACUCAAUCGCCAGGCUGCCGAGGACUAUGUUGUACCCGGUCAUCCUCAGUAUGUGAUUAAAAAGAACAUGCCUGUGUUAAUUCCCGUUUUGGGCAUUCAACAUGAUCCCGAAUUUUAUCCCAAUCCUCAAGAAUUCGAUCCUGAACGCUUCGCCCCCGAAGUAGCCAAACAACGUGAUCCCAUGGAGUAUUUGCCUUUCGGUGAUGGUCCUCGUAAUUGUAUCGGAGAACGCUUUGGCAAAAUGCAAUCUCGCUUAGGCUUGGCCAGCUUAAUAAGAAAUUUCCGCUUUUCAACCUGUUCUAAGACUGAAAUACCAAUUAAAUUAGAUCCUAAGGCGCCAACAUAUUCACCAAAAAAUACCAUUUAUUUGAAAGUGGAGGCUAUUUCCACUUUCACGAUGGAAAUAACAUCGUUAUUACUUUAUUUAAUAAUUGCCGUAGUUUCGGUGGCAUUAUAUUUUAUUAAACGUAACUUGAGUUAUUGGAAAGAUCAAGGAAUACCUCAUGAAGAACCCCACAUUAUAAUGGGCAACUUUAAGGGGGUGCGCACCAAAUAUCAUAUUGGCCAAAUAGCGGCGGAUUAUUACCAUAAAUUUAAAGGAACCGGACCCUUUGCAGGUCUUCAUAUAGUACAACGUCCGGCAGUGGUGUUGUUGGAUAAAGCUCUUAUCAAAAAUGUUCUAAUUAAGGAUUUUAAUAAUUUCACCGAUCGUGGCUUGUACUACAAUGAGAAAUCCGAUCCUUUGACGGGUCAUUUGUUUCUGUUAGAUGGUCAGAAAUGGAAAAUUCUAAGAAAUAAACUGUCACCCACUUUUACCUCGGGCAAAAUGAAAUACAUGUAUCCCACACUCUUAAAAGUAACAGAUCAAUUUAUGCAGGUCUUAAGUGAAAAAAUAAAACAAGAUCCCAUCGUGGAUGUUCACUCCAUGUUGGGACGCUUCACCACCGACAUUAUCAGCAGCUGUGCUUUUGGCAUCGAAUGCAAUAGUUUGGGUAAUCCCAAUUCGGAGUUUCCUAGACUGGGUAAAAAGUCGAUAAUGGUACCCAGACACAAUGCUUUCAUCAUGGCCUUAAUAGACAGUUUUCCUAAAUUAUCCCGUAAGCUGGGCAUGCGUAUACUGCCGGAAGAUGUUCAUACAUUCUUUAUGAGAACUGUUACGGACACGAUUGCUUACAGAGAGCAACAUAAAAUACAGAGAAAUGAUUUCCUAAAUAUUUUACUGGAAUUGAAGAACAAUGAAAACGAUAAGUCUGGUCUGGGAGGUUUGACAAUUGAAGAGAUCUGUGCCCAAGUGUUUGUGUUCUUUUUGGGAGGCUUUGAAACUUCUUCGUCCACCGUGACUUAUGCUUUGUAUGAAUUGGCCCAGCAUCAGGAUUUGCAGGAACGUUUGAGGCAAGAGGUUAAUGAAGUAUUUGAGAAUAGCCAAGAUGGUACUAUAACCUAUGAUAUGCUCAAGGAUAUGACAUAUUUAGUUCAAGUAAUAUCGGAAACCCUGCGCAAGUAUCCCGUUGUGGCCCAACUCAAUCGCCAGGCUUUAAGUGAUUACGUUGUUCCCGGUCAUCCCAAAUAUGUGAUUAAAAAAGGCAUGCCGGUUUUAAUACCCGUGCUGGGCCUACAUCAUGAUCCCGAAUUCUAUGCCAAUCCUCAAGAAUUCGAUCCGGAACGCUUUGCCCCCGAAGUGGCCAAACAACGUGACUCUGUGGAGUAUCUGCCAUUUGGUGAUGGUCCCCGUAACUGCAUUGGUGAACGUUUUGGCCAAAUGCAAUCACGCUUAGGUUUAGCUUAUUUAAUCAGACAUUUCCGUUUCUCAACAUGUUCCAAGACUGAAAUACCCAUAACCUAUGAUCCCAAAUCCUUGGCAUUUGUGCCAAAAAAUAUAAUUUACUUAAAAUUGGAGGAAAUAAAGCUAUAAAAUAAAAAUGAAAUAAAAAAAAAUUUAUAAUUAAAAUUAAA
Calliphora vicina (urban bluebottle blowfly) is the source of this 3100-nucleotide messenger RNA. RefSeq names its product cytochrome P450 6A1-like. The transcript is spliced from 4 exons. The coding region runs from base 39 to 3059 and encodes 1006 amino acids. The record is from RefSeq and is a predicted model, not a curated record. Gene Ontology annotation, molecular function: iron ion binding; oxidoreductase activity, acting on paired donors, with incorporation or reduction of molecular oxygen; monooxygenase activity. NCBI's taxonomy places the organism in Eukaryota, Metazoa, Arthropoda, Insecta, Diptera, Calliphoridae.